GAAAUACCCAAUGUGUUGGCGGGAAAAUAAAGGUUCACGAAAUUAGAAGAAAAACCCCUAACUCCUCUCUUCUCUCAUGUUCCAAAUCCAAUGGCGCACACGCAAACCCUACCAUUCAUUCACCAGAUCGAAUCUCUCGUCUCCGAUAAACUUCAAGUGGUUUCGUACAAGUGGCUGAGUCGCAAUUACAUGGUACCGUCCGAUGAGGCAAAAAGGUUGCUUCAGGAGUUUGUGGAAAAACACGAGGGUGGGUUGGAGGUGGUGUAUGCUUUGUCUGGCUGGUUAAAGAGCAACCAUCCUAGUUACCACGUAAGGCUUGUUACCGGGCCGAAGCUUGCAGAAGCACAACGAUUUGAUGGGGAUUGCUCAGUUCAGGUGUAUAGUGUGCAGGCUAGCAUUCCAAAGGAUCCAGCUGUGCUUUGGAAUGCUGAAUUCAUUCAAGCAGAAGAGCUCUUCAAGCAGCCUUCCUCAGUUGAUAAUUGUUUGAGGGAUAAUAGGUUCGGUGGGAUCUCUAAUUCUUUUGUUCAACGGAAUGUGGAUGCCUCAACAGUAGUUUCUGCCGCUCCACAAUCAAAAUCUAUAGCAAGUGAUGGACCUGCAAAGAGUAACAUAGUUCACCAACCUCCUAAAAAUAUAUCACGUGAUUCUAUUGACAAAAUCAAUACCAAACCACAGAAUGUGGCAAAAGAAGUCAAGAUUGAAAGCAAUGCAAUAGGGAAUACUGUUGUUCAUGAUAACAUCAACAAACCUACUGCAGACAAAGAAAAGGCCCUUCCCUUGCCCAAAGGCAAAAAGAAAGUACAAGCUGAUAAAAGUGGCUCUGUGACUGGAGGUUCAUUAACAAGCUUAUGGGGUUGUGCAUCUGCAAAACCCAAGCCUUGCUCCCCACCAGCAGAAAAUAACACAAUUUCAAAUCCUUCUGUGUCUACUGAAGAUGGGCAAACUUCUGCUCAUGAAGCAGAAGAGUGUGACAGUGGUAAUGAUGAUAAUCAUGACAUUUCCUUGAGAAGGUCAUCCAAUAGGAAAAGAAGGGUUGUCUUUGAUUUCUCAGAUGAAGAUGAAGAUGUUGUCAAUUUAGCAUCACCUGAUUUCCCAAAUAAACAGUCAUCUCAAGAUUCUAGACAAAAUGACAAAACAUCAUUAGAGAAAGCCAAUUUGAAUUUUGACGUGCAGGAAGAAAAUAAAUCAAAGAUCAAGGAAGAGAGAACAACUGACAAAAAAGCUCACCAACCACUGAGAGAUAAUGUAUCAGCUAUCAGCAAGUGCACAAAUAACGGGAAAUCAUCUUCUGAGAAGUUGCAGAGUUGUAAUCCUGAAGUUAGUGUAAAUAAGAAUAGUGUAAACAAUGCUGCUCCAUGUUCACCUAAGAGGAGAAAAGUUAUGAAGACUAGGAUUGAUGAACGAGGGAGAGAAGUAACUGAAGUAGUCUGGGAGGGUGAGGAGACAGAAGUGAAGAAACCUGAUAAGGUUACAACAAAGAAAGCUGACAGUAAUGCACCUUCCAAUGCUGUCAAUAGUGCUCCAGCAACUAAGAAGCAACCUGCAAAUUCAAAUGGAAAAGGAGGAAACAAGAAAGCUGGAAACAAGGAUCCCAAACAGGGCAAUAUUCUUUCAUUUUUCAAAAGAGUUUGAGAACUUCACAAAGAAUUACUAUGUUCCGAAGAGACGAUCCUUUUACUGGGUCAUUCAUCAAUGCUAGUUUUUUCAUGGUGAAGAUAUUGCAUCUGUAGUUUUGCUUCUUUUAGUUUAGGGUUUCACUGUAAUCCGGAUACAGGAUUGGUUGUGUUAUGUUUCCCUCACGCACCCUACUGUUCUUGCCUGAAAAGGUAUAGUUUACGUACAGGUCAAUGAACAAUGAAUGAUGUUGCGAUGGGUAACUCUUUGGUCUUGCUUGCA
Cajanus cajan (pigeon pea) is the source of this 1896-nucleotide messenger RNA. RefSeq names its product DNA-directed DNA polymerase (gene POLD3). Gene Ontology annotation, biological process: DNA replication; nucleotide-excision repair, DNA gap filling; DNA strand elongation involved in DNA replication. NCBI's taxonomy places the organism in Eukaryota, Viridiplantae, Streptophyta, Magnoliopsida, Fabales, Fabaceae. Gene Ontology annotation, molecular function: DNA-directed DNA polymerase activity. Gene Ontology annotation, cellular component: delta DNA polymerase complex; nucleus. The record is from RefSeq and is a predicted model, not a curated record.